This is a messenger RNA of Loxodonta africana (African savanna elephant), 1376 nucleotides long. Its product is annotated as olfactory receptor 4C15-like. Gene Ontology annotation, cellular component: plasma membrane. The transcript has a single exon. Gene Ontology annotation, molecular function: olfactory receptor activity; G protein-coupled receptor activity. The coding region runs from base 1 to 936 and encodes 311 amino acids. The record is from RefSeq and is a predicted model, not a curated record. Gene Ontology annotation, biological process: G protein-coupled receptor signaling pathway. Lineage: Eukaryota; Metazoa; Chordata; Mammalia; Proboscidea; Elephantidae.
AUGCAAAACAAGAGCUUUGUAACUGAGUUCGUCCUCUUGGGUCUUUCAUGGAACCCAAGUGUUCAAAAAAUAGGAUUUGUUGUAUUUUUGUUCUGCUACAUUGCAACUGUUGGGGCCAAUUUGCUAGUUGUGGUGACCAUCGUCAGCAGUCCGACACUCCUGAGAUCCCCCAUGUACUUCUUUCUGGCCUUCCUGUCCUUCCUGGAUGCCUGCUAUUCCUCUGCAUUUGCCCCAAAGAUGAUUGUAGACUUCCUCUAUGAGAGGAAAACCAUCUCCUUCAAGGGCUGUAUGACCCAGGUCUUUGCUGAUCACUUCUUUGCUGGAGUGGAGGUGACUGUCCUGACCGCCAUGGCCUAUGACCGCUAUGUGGCCAUUUGCAAGCCAUUGCACUACCUCUCUAUCAUGAACUGGAAGCUCUGUGGCAUUCUGAUGGGGGUAGCCUGGACAGGGGGCUUCUUGCAUUCUGUGAUACAACUUGUCUUUACUUUCCAGCUGCCCUUCUGUGGCCCCAAUGUUAUCGAUCACUUCCUAUGUGAUUUGAACCCAUUAUUGAAGCUUGCCUGCACUGACACUCGCAUCAGCGGCUUCUUGGUGGUUGCCAAUAGUGGGUUUAUCUGCAUCAUAAUCUUCUCCUUGUUGCUUAUCUCCUAUUUUGUCAUCUUGUUCUCGCUAAGAACUUAUAACUCUGAAGGGCGGCGGAAAGCUGUCUCCACCUGUGGAUCUCACAUUGCUGUCGUGGUUUUAUUUUUCGUCCCAUGCAUAAUUAUCUAUGCCAGACCUCCAUCUACUUUCUCCUUCGACAAGACGGUGGCCAUAGUUUACACCUUCAUAACUCCCUUGCUCAAUCCUUUGAUUUACACUUUCAGGAACAAGGAAGUGAAAAGUGCCAUGAGGACAUUAUGGACCAGAUUGGUGGUGGUUUCUGAUGAAAAAUAAAACAUUAAACUUAAAAAUUUAAAUUUCAACACGAAAGAAUUCAAAGUGGGCUUAACAAAUUACUUUAUUGGGGUGGGAACUUGUAGGUCAAAAAGUAAUGUAAUGCCACAGAAAAAUACUGAUGGGUAGGUCAGGAAAUGCUAUUACCACCCUCGGAUCACUCAUAUCUUGGAGUUGGCAGCUCAGUAUCUUUAUAGGUAAUUUAAGGAGAGUUGAAUUUUAUGUUUGUUUAGAAUAUAGUAAGGAAAAGAAAUCACUAAAAAGAGGAAUCAUAUUAUCUACUAAACUUCUUGCAAUGCACACCAUACUUUGAAAAGCUCUAAGGAGAGUAGAAAAAAAAAUCUUAGAUAUCAGCAAUAAGAACUUCAUGAAACUAUUUUAACUGGAAAAAAAGUUCACUUUUAGGGUCCUUAUCCUGGUUAAGCCGCUCUGGUGGCACA